Messenger RNA from Somion occarium, 1503 nucleotides. The record is from the annotation of a GenBank genome assembly. NCBI's taxonomy places the organism in Eukaryota, Fungi, Basidiomycota, Agaricomycetes, Polyporales, Cerrenaceae.
CUCGCCAUUCUGUUUUCCGGGAUGAUUUCUGCCAGUGUGCCUUUGCUGGUGCCACACUGGCAUUCGGUGCAUCCUUUCUAAUUAUGACUGUCACUGCACGGAUGCUCGGACUCCGAGCGCAUCCCCUCUUGGAAUCUUCACCUAUAGAUUGUCAGCCCAUGAAAUGAAAGUUGCGGUGACCAGAUCCCGGGACCAUAUAAAAGACUCGAAGGAAUACAGACGAGUGUCGUUGAAAUAAGAAGGGCCCACUCAGUGCAAGGUUGCCGCCCAUUCCAACUAUUCUGCUUUGAUAUCCCAAAUAUGGCUUCUCCGCGCACCCUCACGGGGGAAACUGUCCAGCUAGGACCUUUCACUCUCCCUCGCCUCUGGAAUGGACUGUGGCAACUGUCCAGCAAUGCAUGGGGAAGUGCACCUUCCUCCAAAGUUCGCCGUCAAAUGUCAGUGUAUGCCAAACAGGGUUACAUCGCAUUUGCGGAUCACUACGGUAGCUCAGAAAUUCUCUUUGGACAGUUCCGAAAGACGUUAUCUCCACCUGAGUUCGCAUUCGGGGCAACCAAAUGGUGUGUUUUCCGAACGACAAACCCUACCCGCCAAAGUGUACAGGCUGCUGUACAAGAGCGGUUGAAUAGAAUGCAAUGUGAGACGAUCGACUUGCUUCAGUUCCACUGGCAGGAUUACAACGAUAGAGGAUAUAUUACGGCGUUACACCAUCUUCGGGACCUUCAAGUGGCAGGGAAGAUUACAACCCUUGGGCUGUGCAACUUCGAUGCUAUACGAACGGAUGAAAUCUGCACUGAACUAGGCCCUGGUGCGGUUGUCUCCAAUCAAGUUCAGUUUUCUUUGAUUGAUACAAGGCCGCUACAUGGAAUGGCCGACGUCUGCAGGAAACAUAAUGUCAAAUUGCUGACCUAUGGCACAUUGUGCGGGGGAUUUCUCUCUGAUCGGUGGUUGAAUCAGCCCCAGCCUGAUUCAUACGCGGGUGACUUGACUCCAUCUCAACGCAAGUAUCUCGACAUGAUUGUCAAGGCAUGGGGCGACUGGACCUUAUUUCAAGAGCUUCUUACAAGUCUUCGCGCUAUUGGCGACCGACACGGCGGUAUUAGCAUUGCCAAUGUUGCUACGCGAUGGGUGUUAGACCACCCGUUCGUCGGAGCCGUAAUCAUUGGCGCGAGGUUAGGCAUCUCGGAUCAUACAGAUGACAAUAAGAAGGUGUCGGAUCUUCGGUUGACGCAGGAAGAUUUCGAUGCUGUUGAGUUAGUGUUGCAAAGGUCGAAUGGGCCUCAUCUAAUUAUGACCAUUGGUGAUUGUGGGGCGGAAUACAGAUAACAGUAUGGGGCGUGUGACUGACUACAAGGACGCCAGUAUGAUAGAGCUAUCGGACUGCUAUAUAUACUUACCUCCAGAUGUGGAUGUUGCUUCAUUAUGUAUGGUUCGCGCUCAUGUUCUUUUACGUGAUACAUAUUCCUUCCCUUCGUCGGACCUACGGAUGCGGUUGUUGAGAGC